This is a messenger RNA of Saccoglossus kowalevskii, 1261 nucleotides long. RefSeq lists its product as uncharacterized. Gene Ontology annotation, molecular function: lysozyme activity. NCBI's taxonomy places the organism in Eukaryota, Metazoa, Hemichordata, Enteropneusta, Harrimaniidae. The record is from RefSeq and is a predicted model, not a curated record. Gene Ontology annotation, cellular component: extracellular matrix. Gene Ontology annotation, biological process: regulation of angiogenesis; blood vessel development.
GCGAUUAGUGCAAUUACCCAUACCCAGCAUCUAGCGCUGCCACAUCACAGAAUUAUUCAAUCAGUCUGUAAGAACGUACAUUUAACAUUGUGCAGGAUUGUUACAGGUUGUCUACAGGAUGUGGCAAUGGACAUUACUGCUGGUAAUGACAACGUUGAUUUCAAAUGGGAUGAUGGCACUGGACCCAUGCAAAGAUAGUUGUGAACAUACAUUCGACAUAGAUGUGCUACAAGAAGAUGAAGGAUUUGAAGUGGAUGGCUACAUACCUGAGGUUGCAGAUAGGCUACCAGAAGAUAUUGGUGUUCUUGUCGGACGUGGAAUUGACCUUGGAAGGAUAAAUGAAAAUUAUUUGAAAGAAAUAGGAGUGCCACAAAUUAUUAUUAACAAACUAAAACCAUACCUUGGUCUGCAGGGAAAAGAAGCCGAAGACAAACUAAAUGAAACACCUCUGGUGUUAACCUAUGAUGAGUCAGUAGAUUUAAGUACAAGAGUGGUGAAUAAAUUCUGCGAAGAUAUUACAAGAAGAUAUAACAACGCCGUGAAAGGCAAUUCUACUCUGAAGAAAUUUGAAGCCUUAACUUUAAUACAACGAUCGGUUAUUAUAUUCAUAUACUAUCAGUAUGGACUGGAUGGGGCCCCAGAUUUCUGGAAAUUUGUCACCGCACAGGAUUGGGACGGUGCACUUGAUGAAUUAAACAAGAUAGCGAGAAAUGAUGAAGCGCAAUGGUUACACAAUAAGGUCGUUGAACAUUGGGUGAACGAUAAUGGAACUGUCAUCAAAGAAGGUCAAGGUUGUGAAGAUCCACAUAUCAGAACAUUUGAUGGGUUGAAAUUCAACUUUCAAGGUUAUUGCUCGUACAUUCUCACAAAAAGUAGUGAUAACGUAACAUUCCCAGCAUUCCAAGUCAAUGCAAAUUUCAGUGGCGUUCAUAAUCCGCGGCAACCACCAACAAGAAUGAUCAAUGGUAAGCGCUUCAAGAACACGUCAGCUGUUAUCGGAAAUGGAGACGGAAAUGUUGAUGUUGAUAAAACAAACGUUUAUGUUAAAAUGACAAAACCAAAGCUUAUGCUGACAUGGAACGGACGACAGCACAAAAUAAAGAUCCGACUCGAUGAUACCCGGAUGUAUGGUAAUGUGUACGGUAUGCUUGGCGACGCUGAUGGGUUUAGCAGUAAUGAUUUGAAGAAGUCAGAUGGGAAAUUUACUACCAAGUUUGAGGAUUUUGGUAACAGCUGGGAGAUACCAGGAAGCUGUAAUUAG